AUGCUUGCCCAGCUUUUCACAGCGCUUGCGCUGAGUGCUUGUUUUGCGGGAGCUCUCCCCACGACGCCCCGGGAUGUCUCUGCCAAUACGGAAGCGUGUGCGGCGGUUCACAUCAUGAGCGCGCGCGGCAGCAACCAGGCGGCCGGCGAGGGCUCGACGUUGGCUCCAGUGGCCACGGCGCUUGCUGCCUUAUUUACCGGUGCCACACGAGAGGCCAUCGUGUGGCCAGCAAAAAUCAUCCCAUAUGAUACCAAUUCCGCCCAAGGAACCCAGGCUGUGACUAGGCAGCUCACAGCGUAUGUGAAGCGGUGCCCAAAUUCGAAAAUCGUCAUGCUGGGCUACUCGCAAGGCGCGCAUGUCAUCGGUGACAGUCUGUGCGGAGGGGGCGGCGUUGCUGGCAUCGGUCCCGUUACUCCUCCAAUCGCCAGGGAAAUUGGAAAUCAUGGCACGUUUCAAUCCCUCCAGAGUGUGCUGCUUGAUCACCGCUAA
Molecule: messenger RNA, 489 nt
Organism: Ophidiomyces ophidiicola
Lineage: Eukaryota; Fungi; Ascomycota; Eurotiomycetes; Onygenales; Onygenaceae
Exons: 1
Coding region: 1-489 (162 amino acids)
Molecular function (GO): hydrolase activity
Source: RefSeq, a predicted model, not a curated record